UUCUUUUGGAAGUUUUUCGUUGUAUCAAGCCGCCAAAGUGGAGAGUGUGAUUGCAGAAGGGGGUGCUUCUCGUUUCAGUGCUUCUUCGGGCGGAGGAGGAGGUAGGGGUGCACCUCAGCACUGUCCCAAGACUUCCGGCAACAGCACUAAACGAGAUGCUAACUCCUUGAAUGACAAAGAAAGACAAGAUGGAAUCUUCAGGAAAGUCAGAGGCAUUUUGAACAAGCUUACUCCAGAGAAGUUUGACAAGCUAUGCCUUGAGCUCCUCAAUGUGGGUGUAGACUCUAAAUUGGUCCUUAAAGGGAUCAUUUUGCUGAUAGUAGACAAAGCCCUUGAAGAGCCCAAGUAUAGCUCACUGUAUGCUCAGUUAUGUCUGCGCCUGGCGGAGGAUGCUCCUAACUUUGAUGGCCCAUCUCCAGAGGGCCCGCUGCAACAUCACAAGCAAAGCACGACAUUCAGACGCCUUUUAAUUUCAAAACUUCAAGAUGAAUUUGAAAACCGUACACGAAAUGUCGAUAUCUAUGACAAACAUGAUGGCCCUCUCUCAAGUGAAGAGGAAGAGCAACGGGCUAUUGCGAAGAUCAAGAUGCUGGGAAACAUCAAAUUCAUUGGGGAGCUUGGCAAACUUGAUCUUAUCCAUGAAUCUAUCCUUCAUAAGUGCAUCAAAACACUUUUGGAAAAGAAGAAGAGAGUUCAACUUAAGGAUAUGGGGGAGGAUUUGGAGUGCCUCUGUCAGAUAAUGAGGACAGUAGGACCUAGACUAGACCAUGAAAAGGCCAAGUCUCUAAUGGAUCAGUACUUUGCCCGGAUGCGUUCCUUGAUGUUAAAUAAGGAAUUGCCAGCUAGGAUUCGUUUCCUGCUGCAGGAUACUGGGGAGUUGCGUGCGAAUCGGUGGGUUCCUCGCAAGGCUUUUAUUGAUAAUGGACCAAAGACGAUAAACCAGAUUCGUCAAGAAGCAGUAAAGGAUCUGGGAGUUUUUAUUCCGCCGUCUAUGGCUCAUGGAAUGAGGAAUGACUUCUUUCUGGAGGGACCUUUUAUACCACCGGGAAGGAAAUUUGACAGAGACCCACUUGGAGGACUUGCUGAUAUGUUUGGACAAAUGCCAGGUAGCGGAAUUGGAACUGGUCCAGGAGUAAUUCAAGACCGAUUUUCACCUACCAUGGGGCGUCAUCGUUCCAAUCAACUUUUUAAUGGGCAUGGGGGACAUGCACCUCCUCAGUCACAGUUUGGGGAAAUGGGAAACAAGUCUUUCCUUAAAACUAACCAGAUCAGUUUGAGGCCUGCACAGUCUUUUUUGAUAAAUAAAAAUCAGGUGCAAAAGCUUCAACCACAGACUCCAACUAUGAUCCCACCAAGCGCGCAACCACCUCGUACUCAAACACCACCCCUGGGACAGCCACCCCAACUAGGUCUCAAAACAAACCCACCCUUAAUCCAGGAGAAGCCUGUAAAGAACAAGAAAGCUCCUUCCAAGGAAGAACUGCUGAAAUUGACUGAGACUAUCCUGACAGAGUAUCUGACUUCUAUUAACAUUAAAGAUGCUGUUAAUGGUGUGAAGGAAAUGAGGGCACCAAAGCCUUUCCUGCCAGAGAUGUUGAGCAAGAUGAUUGUUUAUACUCUAGAUCGUUCGGAUGAGGAUAAAGAACAAGCCAGCACCCUGAUAAACGCACUCAGACAGGAAGGGCUAGUUGCAGGUGAAAACUUCAUGCAAGCUUUCCUGAAUGUAUUGGACCAGUGCCCCAAACUGGAAGGUGAUAUCCCUCUUGUAAAAUCCUAUUUAGCUCAAUUUGCAGCACGUGCCGUCAUCUCUGAACUUGUGAGUCUUUUGGAACUGGCUCAGCCCCAUGAGAAUGGGACACAUUUCCCUCUCUUUCUACUCUGCCUGCAGCAGCUUGCCAAAUUGAAAGAUCGCGAGUGGCUUACAGAUCUCUUCCAACAGAGCAGAGUCAACAUGCAGAAAAUGCUGCCAGAGAUUGACCAGAAUAAGGAUCGUAUGUUGGAAAUCCUGGAGGGCAAAGGACUUAGUUUCCUCUUCCCAUUACUAAAACUAGAGAAGGAAUUGGCAAAACAGAUCAAGAAUGACCCAUCCCCUCAGGCCAUUUAUAAGUGGAUCAAAGAUAACAUUUCUCCCAAAUUGCAUACCGAUAAAGGAUUUGUCAACAUUCUUUUAACAAGCUUCUUGCAGUAUAUUUCGAAGAUGGCUCCUGCAGAAGGAGGCGAUCCGACUGGCAUACCUUCCAAAGAGCUGUUAGAACAGGAGAAGCAGCUUCUGCUCUCUUUUAAGCCAGUAAUGCAGAAAUUCCUGCACGACCACACUGAGCUGCAGGUUAGCGCUCUAUAUGCAUUACAGGUGCACUGCUACAAUCAUAACUUUCCAAAAGGUAUGUUGCUGCGCUUUUUUGUGAACUUCUAUGACAUGGAGAUAAUUGAAGAGGAAGCCUUCUUAGCCUGGAAAGAGGAUAUCAGUCAGGAAUUCCCAGGAAAGGGCAAAGCUUUAUUCCAGGUGAAUCAGUGGCUAACCUGGUUGGAAACUGCUGAGGAGGAAGAAUCUGAGGAAGAAGAAGGUGACUGAAAACCAGCCAAAGCCUUAAAUUGUGCAAAUAUACUGUUGCUAUGAUGUAACUGCGUUUUGACCUUGCGACUGCAAAGAUUCAUUCCGCUAUUUGCAGCAUUUACCGCAGAAGCAUGUUCAUAGCUAAAUUUCUUCUGCAUACGCCUAGUGUAUGUCUUAAGCGUAGGAAACCAUUGAAUCCCUUAGGUUACAGUACCUUUUUUAGGCAACUUAAUGAUCUCUGAAUAGCACAUGAUAACUGAACCCUAAAUUCAUUCAGUUCAAGCAGUAGUUUAAUAAAGAUGAUGCUAUUGGCUGCUGUUCUACAUGUAUUGGUUGGUAACAAACUGAAUAGACACUGUAGGAAUGCACUUUGCUCAACAAAAUACUUGAGUCGUUGCAAUAUUUGAUUAUCUCUCAGAUUAUUAAAGAACCUAAAAUAAAUUGGAAACUGUAAUCAGUGGGUUGCAGCUGUAACAUUAAUUGCCUGAAUUUCUACCUCUAGUAUUGGGCUUUAUUUUAAGGUAUGUACCAAGGUCAACUAUGCUUAAAUCCUACAUCCUGGGCAAGUGCACAAGUCUUUAAUCUCUAGUUUACUUGCACAAUGUUAAAUUGUGACGUGGUAAAAUGACCUUACAGUUAAGAUGGAAACUUUCAAUGGUGAGAUUAAUGGAACUAACCUUUUGGUCCCCUUGUAUGUGUAACGAAAUGAAGCCUGCUUAAUUUAUCAAGUCGUGUUCACUACUUGUUCACAUGCCCUGAUUUUAUAUACAAGUUACUUGUAUCUAUAAUAAACAUUGUGAUACUUGAA
Messenger RNA from Callorhinchus milii (elephant shark), 3362 nucleotides. Its product is annotated as eukaryotic translation initiation factor 4 gamma 2. The transcript is spliced from 20 exons. Gene Ontology annotation, cellular component: eukaryotic translation initiation factor 4F complex. Gene Ontology annotation, molecular function: mRNA binding; protein binding; translation initiation factor activity. The record is from RefSeq and is a predicted model, not a curated record. NCBI's taxonomy places the organism in Eukaryota, Metazoa, Chordata, Chondrichthyes, Chimaeriformes, Callorhinchidae. Bases 587 to 2572 code for a protein of 661 amino acids.